AUGAUCAUCGGUGCCGAAUACUACCUCGACCUGCUGCAAGAAGGGAGGUUCCGGCUCAGCGAAGAGGGUCCAACAUUCCAAAACACGGUGUUUGGAUGGAUCGUGUCAGGUCGCACCUCUAAUACUUCAGUUUCCGUUCCAGUCGCCGCGACCACAUUGUGCUCCACUGCGGAGCUUCAAGAGCAACUAGCUCGAUUCUGGGAACUCGAAAGCUGCCAGCUAGGAAGUACUUAUUCCAUAGAAGAAUCUAAGUGUGAGGAAAUCUUCAAGCAAACCACAACCCGCGUCGAAGAAGGACGCUUUGUCGUAUGCUUACCGAGGAAAAGGCACAUCAUUGAGCAAUUGGGAGAGUCAAGACGCAGCGCAGAACGACGAUUCAUCAGUUUGGAGCGACGAUUUGCCACAAAUCCGCAGCUGAAGAAGCUGUACUGUGAAUUCAUGGAGGAAUACUCGUCGAUGGGUCAUAUGAAGGAAGUCAGCGAAGCAGAACUGUCCGGAUCAGUGUGUUAUUAUUUGCCACACCCUGCUGUUCUGAAGCCGGACAGCACCACAACCAAAUUGCGCGUUGUGUUUGAUGUAUCGUGCAAAACUACGUCAGGUGCUUCACUCAAUGAUGGGUUGAUGGUCGGCCCCGUAGUUCAGGAUGAUCUCGUCUCCAUUCACGCUCGGUUCCGACUGCGUCGGAUUGGUAUCGUCGCUGACGUAGCAAAGAUGUACCAAAUGGUAAAAAUGUGCUCACGUGAUCAGAAGUUGCAUCUUAUUCUAUGGAGGAAGUCGUCAGAACAACCCAUCCAGACUUACCAGCUCACGAUCGUUACGUACGGCACGGCAUCGGCUCCGUUUCUGGCCACUCGUUGUCUAGUUCAGCUAGCAGGAGACGGAGACUCCACACAUCCAGUAGCAGCAAAUGUGCUGCGUAAAGAUUUUUAUGUCGACGACAUGAUCACGGGUGUCGACAAUCCAGAGGAAGGCAAGAAGCUAGUCACAGAAAUGGUUAGCCUGACAGACUCUGCUGGAUUCUCGUUACGUAAAUGGAACUCGAAAUGUGAAGAGGUCCUAACCGAGCUGCAGCCGCAUCUUCGCGACAAUCGAGAAGUAUUUGAGAAGAAUCCUCCACCGCCAACCGAUACCGUCAAGACACUAGGCCUCGUCUGGUGUCCACCCACCGAUGAUUUCAGCUUCACUGUGCCCAAGUGGAGCACGACAACAGAGGUGACGAAGAGGACUGUUGUUUCCGAUGCGUCCAGAUUGUUUGAUCCGUUGGGUUUGAUUGGACCCGUAAUCGUCGAGGCCAAGAUUUUCAUCCAAACACUGUGGAAACUCAAAGUGAGUUGGGAUGAUUUGCUUCCUGAAAACCUUCAAGCGUUUUGGUUGGAGUAUCGUAGGAACCUUAAUGCUUUGGAAUCCAUCAGCAUUCAGUGA
This is a messenger RNA of Armigeres subalbatus, 1422 nucleotides long. RefSeq lists its product as uncharacterized. The record is from RefSeq and is a predicted model, not a curated record. The transcript has a single exon. The coding region runs from base 1 to 1422 and encodes 473 amino acids. NCBI's taxonomy places the organism in Eukaryota, Metazoa, Arthropoda, Insecta, Diptera, Culicidae.